AUGUGGCCUCAAUCGCAGUACUCGCACACUAACACUCACUACCAAAACAAUGCUGCUAAGACUAAUGAACACCAGAACCAGCAGAAUUUGAAGACAUUGGGGAUGACAUCUGCUAUAUCAAUGGCAGGCCCGAAACCUAUAGACAUAGAGAAGACAAAUGAAUUGAAAGAAUCACUUGUGCCAUUUGGUGUGUUUGAGUCAGAGGCUGAAAUGCACCAUCGUAUGGAGGUGUUGGGUUCAUUGCACCGACUCGUCAGACAGUGGAUACGAGACGAAUCGUUAAGGAAGAACAUGCCACCAAGUGUGGCGGAAACUGUUGGAGGAAAUAUUUAUACAUUUGGUUCUUAUAGACUUGGGGUACACCACAGAGGGGCGGAUAUUGAUGCAUUGUGUGUGGCGCCGAGGCACAUUGACCGGACUGAUUACUUCCAGUCCUUCUACGAGCUCCUGAAAUCUCAGCCGCAGGUUAAAGAUUUGAGGGCUGUGGAGGAUGCCUUUGUGCCAGUAAUAAAGAUGAAUUUUGACGGAAUAGAGAUUGACUUAUUGUUCGCAAGACUCGCCCUUAAAGAGAUACCAGACUCAUUUGACCUCCGCGAUGACAUGCUUUUGAAGAACCUGGACCAGAAAUGCGUGAGAUCACUCAACGGGUGCCGCGUCACAGACGAGAUAUUACGUCUUGUGCCCAACAUUAACAACUUCCGCUUGACGCUACGCGCUAUAAAGCUCUGGGCUAAACGUCACGGCAUCUACUCGAACACGCUGGGCUAUCUGGGCGGCGUGUCGUGGGCGAUGCUGGUGGCGCGCACGUGCCAGCUGUACCCCAACGCGUUGCCAGCCACGCUAGUGCACAAGUUCUUCCUCGUCUUCAGCCAAUGGAAGUGGCCACAGCCCGUUCUUCUAAAGCAGCCAGACGCGGUUAACCUCGGCUUCCCUGUCUGGGACCCAAGGGUGAACGUGUCAGACCGGUUUCAUCUGAUGCCAAUCAUCACACCUGCGUACCCUCAGCAGAACUCUACUUUCAACGUGUCCGCUUCAACUCGAACUGUUAUCAUGGAAGAGUUUAGACUUGGUCUAGCUAUAACAGAUGAGAUAAUGCUGGGUAAAUGCAACUGGGAGCGACUCUUCGAGGCGCCAAACUUCUUCUCACGCUACAAGCACUUUAUCGUUCUACUCGCAUCUUCUGCCAACCCCAUUGAUCAAUUACAGUGGUGUGGACUCAUUGAGAGUCGGAUUCGACAUCUCAUUACGACCCUUGAAAGGAACCAGUUCAUAACUAUAGCACACGUCAACCCAGAAUGUUACAACUCGGUGCCGCUCAAUACUAACAAUGGACAGCCCCUCGCACUGCCUCCUGGCACACCUGUACCCAAUGAUCCAGCGCCCGAAAUCAAAAAGAAUGAAGAGGGCGAGGUGAUCGCGAACUACUGCUCCAUGUGGUUCAUCGGGCUCGUUUUCGAGAAGACCAAUGUGAAUGUGGACCUGACAUAUGACAUAUCAUCGUUCACCAAAGCAGUGCACUACCAGGCAGAGAACACUAGCAUGCUUCGUGAAGGAAUGAGCAUUGAGGCGCGGCACGUGCGUCGCAAGCAGUUGCACCAGUACCUGUGCGCGUCGUUGCUGCAGAAGCGCGAGCGCACCGUGUCGGGGGCCAAGCGCCGUCCGCCGGAGCCCGCGCCCGCACAGCCGCAUAAGCGCACGCGCCGCCUCUCCGACAGCAGCACCGAUGAAGUGAGCAUAUUAUCUUACAACGAUGACUCAAAUUCCUCAAACAUAUACGAGGUUAACAUCCAGAAUGGAACUACACCAACGCAGGUGACAACUGAACAAAUGGAACAGAACCGGAACAAGACAGAGAAACCAAUCCAGCCCACAGAACAUCCGUCAACAUCAAAUAGUAUAUAUAAGAACCUUGACGAAGUGAUUCUUAAAGUUAAUUGGUGCAAUUCCGGUUUUCCCUUGUUGUGGAGCCCUGUGGAAUUAUGUAUCGGUUGUCAAUGGAAGGACAAAAUGCUGUAG
Molecule: messenger RNA, 2016 nt
Organism: Parnassius apollo (apollo)
Lineage: Eukaryota; Metazoa; Arthropoda; Insecta; Lepidoptera; Papilionidae
Source: the annotation of a GenBank genome assembly